Molecule: messenger RNA, 477 nt
Organism: Hyaloscypha bicolor E
Lineage: Eukaryota; Fungi; Ascomycota; Leotiomycetes; Helotiales; Hyaloscyphaceae
Exons: 1
Coding region: 35-301 (88 amino acids)
Source: RefSeq, a predicted model, not a curated record
CUCGUCCAAAAGCAAUGUCCAUCGAUGCGAUGCUAUGAAUCUUUUAAAAAUAUGUCUUCGCAUCCAAAUUGGACUCGAGUUGAGUCCAGGACAGCAGCAUCACCCAACAAUGGCGAUCGCGUGCAGCAGCCUUCACCGUGACACCAACCUGGACUAUCAUCAUUACCCUCUUCAUUAUGUCUUUGCUUUCAUCUCCGUUUCUCUCGGAUCCAUGGGCUCUCUGCUUUCAAUUUACUACAAUUUUACUCUUCACCUGGAAGAUCUUCAUCUAGUAAGUGCUUUUCAUUGGUGUGCUAUGUAAGGAAUGUAGUUCCGUCAAGGGUGCAUUCCAGUUGGAAAUUACCUCGUGAUGUACUUCUCCAACCCUUUCGCUGCGACUCUUGCCACAUCACGCUCAAAGUUUGGAAUACCUGGUUGCUCUGUUGAAGCACCGCUCCUGUCGUUACAAUUUGGCAAGUGGAAGCGUCAACAUUAGCA